AUGGUCAGUCGGGUUCAACCGUGUGCCUCUGUCUUUCUCAACUUUCUCUGUUUCCAGCGUGAAGAUGCGUAUAAGCAUUUCAGAUUUACCCCACGGACAACCUGGGUCGCGAUGUGUGGGUUCGUACUCGUGCCCGGGGCGAUCUGUUACCUGGCAAGCAAAACACACUUGAAAUGGAGUUGGGCAGGAAAGCGAAAAGGGGAGGCACUGGCACAGUCAUGA
This is a messenger RNA of Suillus clintonianus, 222 nucleotides long. RefSeq lists its product as uncharacterized. The coding region runs from base 1 to 222 and encodes 73 amino acids. Lineage: Eukaryota; Fungi; Basidiomycota; Agaricomycetes; Boletales; Suillaceae. The transcript is spliced from 2 exons. The record is from RefSeq and is a predicted model, not a curated record.